GCCAAUCAAAUAUAGAAGAGGAACAAGAGAGGAAGACACACUUACUGCCGACAGGCUCAGUGAGUUACACUGUCUGAGCAGAAACAAUAGAAGCUGUUUCCCCCUGUCUGUCAACAACAUGAAGCUGCUGAAAUGCAUUUUAAUUGUCCAACUGAGCUGUCUUUGUCAAGACCCAACGUAUGUCCAGGUGAGAGCAGAGGGAAAUAAUACAAGAGCCGAAAUACAAGAAGAAUUCAACAGUGACCCUUACGUUCACAGACUCGCUGGUAAAUGCAGCUUCACGCUCAGGAAGCGUGGACACAGGAGCAGCGAUGUGGUUGCAUUAGCAGCAGCCUCUACAGAUGAGCUGGUGGAACAGAUGUGUCAGGAUCUCGACUGUGACAGCGUCUUUCAUGUGAAUAAAACCAGCUCACCUCCCAAUGCCAUGUGCUUGCACGACUGUUUGUACCGAGAUGGUCGUUUGCAGAACUGCUCACAGAGUGUGGGGGGUAACUGCACCGUGAUCGCUGAAGCUGUUUGUGGCCGUCAGGCUGUGCGGCUGGCAGGAGGCUCAGGCCGCUGUGCUGGACGGGUGGAGCUGUGGAGACAAGGGAGGUGGGGCACCGUGUGUGACGACCAGUGGGACCUGCAGGAUGCCGACGUGGUGUGCGCACAGCUCGGCUGCGGUUACGCCCUACGUGUGACGGGACAGGGCGGCUCCUUCCCCCCCGGCAGAGGAUCUGUCUACCUGGACGAGCUGAACUGCACCGGCAGAGAGGAGAACCUGUGGGCCUGUCCGGCUGCACAGGACGAGUUGGACUGUGGACACAAAGAGGAUGCUGGGGUCGUUUGCUCAGAGAUGAGAGCAGUCAGACUGACUGGAGGUCAGGACCGCUGCUCUGGUAAAGUGGAGGUGCACCGUAAUGGCAGCUGGGGUACGCUGUGUGAUAACUGCUGGAAUGAAAACCUGGCCUCCAUGGUAUGCGCCAUGCUGCAGUGUGGUACCAAGCCACAGAAAUACACACAGUUUAUUCCUCCUCUCGCCCACAACAACGGGACACUGUGGUUCUAUAAAUGCAAUGAAAACACGCAGAAUCUGUGGCGGUGCAGGGAGUACGUCAACACACCACACCUGUGCAUUUCCUCAAAAGCAUCUGGCGUCAUCUGUAAUGGUUCCCUCGGCUUUAUUGCAGCCACCACAACCACCACAGCAAAUGCCACCAUGAUGACCAGCUGGACGACUGCUGCAACCUCAGUCCAUCGGGUUGAAGACUUCUCCUUACCGUCUCCAGAGCGUCUCAGCACCAUGACUCUGGCUCUUCUGCUCCUCGUGGUUCUCAUUACUAGCUCGGUGGUGUGCUGCUAUUACAGAAGAAGACACGCAUACUUGCUCCAGCAGACUCGCAGCGGCACACGCCCUCUCUCUGAACAUCGUCACAACAGCUACCAAGACGCUGUCGACCUCGUCAAGGUCACGUCCAACCCACUGCAGGCAGAAGUCCCCUCCAAUCACAGGUAUCUUUGGACGCAGCUUAGUAGUGUUGACAGCAUGUCAGUAGAUACAGACUAUGAGCAGUAUGAGCCAAGCAAUGACCCGGCUGUCCCUUUAUCAACCUUUCGGAAUUCUCAGAGGUACAGAACAGACGUGAACCCUUUUAUGAGGCCUUCAGGUCUCGACAGCCUGUUUGAGGAAGCCGCUGAACCCACACGUGAAGUGAUGGGAGUCUUUACAAGCUGUAAUGGCGGCCCUGCAGAGGCUCAAUAUGGCAGACUGUCAAAGAUCUCAGUGGACUCAUUUGAUACCUCCAGUACCUCCUCUGGGGAAAACGCAAACAACAGCUACGUCACGGUCUCUCCCGGUACAGAGCCAGCACCGGGCCAGCCACCUGUUGCUUUUGACCUUUCGAGGCCCGUCUACAGCAAAAUUCAACUUCACCCCAGACAAACAACGAACCUGCAGAAAUCAGAUGAUGAAGAUGACGGCCCCAUCUACUCCCCUGUGAGCCCCGACCAACACAGUUCAUCUGAGGAUGACUACGAUGACAUUGGCACCUUAUAGUAACUCCAGCGUACAGAAGCCAGAGUGUGGGACUGAAGCUGCACAACUGCACUGAAAGGAAACAUGUACUGUGAGACCGAACACCUGUUUAAACUGAACAUUUAGGUUAAAAGCUGGAUCAACUUGAUUAAAAAGUCUAGAUUACAUAUAAACAUUGUUUCAGCAGCAUGUGAAUGACUACACUUCACUGUGCGCAGAAGUUAACAGUGAAAUGCUGUUGAUACAUUUGUCAUAUGUCUAAUAUCUAAAAAUGUUUUGAAAUCUCUUAAGUGGUGCAUAUGAUGGUCAUCUGACAGCCAGAUGCCAUUUAUAGUUGGCUGUUAGAGACAUCACACGUGUGCCUUUUAUUUCUCCAAAAAUCAAACCCUGGAGACAAAUGAGAAGCACAUUUGAAUGUUGUGAAAAGUAAAAUGUGUGAUUUUUGCUCAUGUUUUGCAUUGAAAAGUUUCAGCUCACUCUGAAGUGUGUCAUGUCCCAGCGUCCUGGAAGUGGCCCUGCUUUCAGCUACAUUACAAAUAUCAUUUUACAAAAACAAACACGACAAAAUGUUCACUGGGAUGAAUUAGGCAUCUAAAGCAAGUUUCAAGUCUUUGCAACUUAACUUUUAGAGUGCACUGAGAUUAACCAAAACCACUGAAAUCAAACUGAGAAGUUAAAGUAUGUUUAGGUGUUGUGUGAAUGUAGAAGCACCUGUAACAUAUGCAUGUUUUUAUAUAUAUUGAGCUAAUUUGUUCUGUAAUAUCUGUAAUAACUAGUAUGUUAUCAAAUAAUGUGUAAAUGUUUGUCGUGGAUUUAAGUACAAAGUAUUGAGUUCUGUGCACUACAUGGCCAAAAGUAUGUGGACACAAAUAUUACACCCACAUGUGAUUGUUGAACACGUCUUUCUAAAACAUGGGCAUUAAUCUGCUGCUAUAACAACCUCCUCUCUUCUGGGACGGCUGAAUACAAGAUUUGAGAACCUGGCUGCAGGAAUUUGAUCCCAUUCAGCCACAAGAGCAUUAGUGAGGUCGGACUCUGACGUCGGGCUGUAAGGCAAGAGAAAGGCAGGGCGAUGUGUAAACUCAAUGUGCUUGUACAUUAACCAUUCACCUACCGCCUAAAGACAGUAAGGAACCCACAUCACAUGAUACAGACAGGAACAGACAUACAGUAACUAAUCAUGAGCCAGUGAAAUUGUAAAAGUUUUUAGUUUUCCCGCUCCAGUUCAUCCUAAAAGUUAAGUUCAGGCCAGUCAAGUUGUUCCACACCAAACUGGGAAAAAAACAUAUUUCUAUGGAGCUCACUUUGUGUUUAGGAGCAUUCUUAUAUUGAAAAUGUAAAAAGCCGUCAAACUGCCACAAAGUUGGAAACACACUAAAUAUCAUAUCAAUAUGUUUUGCAUUAGUAUUCCCUGAAUUGGACUGUAUCAAAAAACGACCCCAAACCAAAGAUACACAGAAGUAUGUUUGCUUAUUCUUUUAGCCAUAUAGUGUAUUCAAAUAAUGUGCAAAUGUUUGCAACACAUCAUCCUGUAGGCGUUUGUAAAAGUGUAGCCGAACUAUUGGGUUCUACCACACGGUGGCAGUCUAAGCUUGUAAGUAACUAAAGCUGCAGCGAAGCGCUCAUAAACUACAGAAAAACUUGUAAUACCAUAAAGUAUUUUCCAAAUAAAUGUUUUCCCGACUGUAACACGUUGUGACAAAUACCCAUUCGUGCUGAGCGAGGGAGAAGUCAAAACAAUGCACUGUGAAAAGGUUUGAGAGGGAAACUGGAUCCUGAUCGGGGGCCAACAUAAACCAUCAGUGCAGUUUGAAACCAGACCUGGCACGGCACUUCUUGGUCCAUUACAUGUGCAGCAGCUGCAGAGCAUCAACGCUUCCUCCUGAUCCUAAGUGAGGCCUUGAAUCAAAGUAAUGUCUUGUUUAGUAAAAGUAAAUAUGAAAACAGUUUCAAAAGCACCUGUAAAACUUUGAAUAGGAGACACCAGGGUGAAAACGGGAGUGAUGCUGCAGAAGACUGAUAACCAGCAGAAUUGGGUGUUUUUUGACUGGAAAGUAUUUGGCAAGUAGGAUGAGUGUGAGGAGGGGGAGGACGGGGGGGUGAAGCUGAGGAGAAAAGAAGUCGGCAGAGAUAAAACGUGUCUGAGAGAAUCAUCUAUUACACUCAAAGUUAGUCCAGAGCGCUGCAUCGAGAUAAACAGACGAAUUAACGACCAGAUCUCCUUAUGAAACUCAAUCUCUUUCACAUACCGGAGAAUCCAGCACACUCACACACACACACACACACACACACACACACACACACACACACACACACACACACACACACACACACACACACACACACACACACCACUUAACAGAUUCCAUCUAAAAGUAUGCAGUUUGAUAUACUGCAGAUCCUCCUCCAACAGUUUGCUUUUGUUUUAUUCUGCUGCUCCUAAAGAUCGAUAAAUCAGAAUCUUAAAAUCUGUGGAUUUACAGUCCUGAUUAACAUCAAGGGAAAUAAAUGUCGUACACCAGUAUUUCAAGUAGCUUGUAGUAUUUGAGGGAUUAGAAGAUCAAGCCUCUGUUUUUACUUUGUUCAUUAAAUCAGUUACACACAAA
Messenger RNA from Cottoperca gobio, 4623 nucleotides. RefSeq names its product T-cell differentiation antigen CD6-like. NCBI's taxonomy places the organism in Eukaryota, Metazoa, Chordata, Actinopteri, Perciformes, Bovichtidae. Gene Ontology annotation, molecular function: serine-type endopeptidase activity. The transcript is spliced from 13 exons. Gene Ontology annotation, cellular component: plasma membrane. The record is from RefSeq and is a predicted model, not a curated record. The coding region runs from base 119 to 2038 and encodes 639 amino acids. Gene Ontology annotation, biological process: zymogen activation.